Messenger RNA from Erpetoichthys calabaricus (reedfish), 6488 nucleotides. RefSeq names its product remodeling and spacing factor 1a (gene rsf1a). Lineage: Eukaryota; Metazoa; Chordata; Cladistia; Polypteriformes; Polypteridae. The coding region runs from base 28 to 4332 and encodes 1434 amino acids. The record is from RefSeq and is a predicted model, not a curated record. The transcript has 16 exons. Gene Ontology annotation, biological process: regulation of DNA-templated transcription. Gene Ontology annotation, cellular component: RSF complex.
CCCAACCCGCCCCCCCAGCGGAAAAAAAUGGCUGCUUCGGCGGCAGCGGAGGGUUCGUGUCCCGGCUUAUGCCCUAGCUUUGCUGUGGUCUGUUCGUUUUUGGAUCGCUAUGGGGGUAUGCUGGACCUACCAGAGAUUACCUUUCCACAAUUGGAAAAAGCGCUGCAGGACACGGCGACAGUUAAUAAAACCCUGGUGGAGAUCCAUGUGAAGCUGAUGAGAAAAAUUGGGAAGUCUGUGUCUGCAGAUAGAUGGGAAAAAUACUUGCUCAAGAUGUGCCAGGAUUUCAACAGUACUUGGGCAUGGGAACUGGAGAAGAAGGGCUACCAGGAAAUGAAUGUGGAGAGCAAAGCCGGCAUUCUUAAGUUUCUUUGUGAAUGUCAAUUUGAUGAAAACUUGAAAUUUAAAAAUGUGAUCAAUGAGGAGGAUCCUGAUGCAAUGCGACUACAGCCAAUUGGGCGGGACAAAGAUGGCUUGAUGUAUUGGUUCCAGCUUGACCAGGAGCAUAAUGUGCGCGUUUAUGUAGAAGAGCAAGAUGACCAAGAUGGAUCAUCAUGGAGAUGUAUUGUCAGAACCCGGAAUGAUUUAGCUGAGAUUGUAGAACUUCUUAAAGCUCAGAUUGACCCCUCACUGCUUAAAAAAUCAGAGCAACAGGAAGAAUUAUCAUCUACCAGCCCUAAUCAUGAGGACCAAGAGAUAAAAAAUGAGGAGAAAUUAACUACAAAAUUAGAAGGAGAUUCUUGUGAUGUUAAAGUUGAGAACGUUAAGAAAGAGGCAAAGGAAACAGAAAGCAAACCACCCGUUCUGAAUGCCAGCACAUUUAGUGAAGUGGGAAAAACUGAAAUCAAAGAGGAACAUCUAAAAAAGUGUGAAGAUAUUGCAAAUGAAGAUACCAAGACAAUACUUAAGGAUCAUGGAAAAUCCAUUGUAGAUGAUAACCUCAAAACUUUAAAUACAGCAAUGAAACAAGAUCCUAAAGCCCCAGAUGGUACAAAAUCCUCUGCUAUAAGUUCUACAUCCUCAUUACCUGAGAAGUCAGACGUCUCGAUUAAAAUUGAUCCACCAGAGGAGAUCAAAGAAAAAUCCACAGAAGAAGUGGAGAGAGCCCUUAAAAAUGAUCAGCAAGCCAAAAUUCCAUUAAAGAAGCGAGAACUAAAACUGACUGAAGAUUUUGAUAAUGGUGGAAAAGUUGUUCGAAAUGUGCCUGUUACACCCACAAAAGAGUUGCUGAAAGAUGAAGGAAAAGCAGAAGAAGAAACUGGCCAGCAGACAUCAUUAUCUCUUGCAGGGUUGGAGAAAAAAGAUGGAAAAGAUCUUCUUAACGGUGAAGUUACCACAGUGAAAGAACAUAGUAACCACAGAAUCCGAGAUGAAUCUAUAAACACUGCAGUAUCUCCAAAGGUUAAGGAACAAAAAGAACAAGAGCUUAGUAAAUUAGUCCAAAAGGAUGAAAGUAUUGUUAUGGAGAAAAAUGGGCAAGAAACAUCUGGUCAGAAAACUUUUGUAGAAGCACACAAAAGUCAAGAGACAAGUGUUAUCAAGAGCAACUGUUCAAAGCUGGAAAAAACUGCUGAGCCUAAUGUAGAAAGGGAUCUUGGAAAGAAAGUUGAUAGUGCCGCUGUCGGAAACUCAUCUCUGCAGAAAGAAAGUGAGGAGCAGUUCAAGGGCAUCACGUAUUCUUCAGCCAAGUCAGAUUCAGUUGAACAGCCAAAGAUUGCUCAGGAAGAAAAAAAUGAAACUAUUAAUGUAGAUUCAAGAAAAGAUAUUCACAAAUCUAAGAAAGACAUGUUAGGGCAUGCAAAUACGAAUGCCCCAGAAAAAAUGACAAAUGCGGAUAGUGAGAAAGAGCUUAAAAAGUCUAAAGAGGCAGGAGUAACAGAAGUCAUUGUUAUUAAUGAUGCAGUAUCUGAGACUUCAGAGGGAAAAAAUGAUAGUGGCACGUUGGAAAAAGAAUCUAGUAAGGUGCAAAAAGAUACACCUGACUCUUCACAGUCAAAAAAAAAUCAGAAAAGAGUUGCUCGACUCACACGGCAGACUGCCAAGGCUGUUGCAGAGGCUUUGGCAGGAGAAGCUGAAGGACCUAAAAAGGAUGAAAGUACCAAAGAUGCUGAAGAUUCUAACAGUAAUGAAGUAUCAUCAGAGAUCCAAAAGGAAGGUAUCAGGCUAAAGAUCAAAAUACCAGCCAACAAAAGGAAGAGUAAUGAUCAGAUAGAGGAAAAGAAACCGGAAGUAAAAGUAGAAUUACCAGAUGUGAGGUCUCUAAGGCGAUCGCCUAGAAUAUGUAGACCUACACCAAAGGUAGCAGAAAUUCGUGAAAAGAAAGUGGAAAAAAAACAAGCAUCAAUGAAAGAUCAAGAAGAUGAGGAAGAAGAUGAAGAGCAGGAGGAUGAUGCUAAGGCUUCUUCACGGAAAAAAGAAAGAGAAACAAAAAAAGUGGACCAAGACGCACAAUCUAAAGCAAAGGGUAGGUCCCGUCGUCUUCGGCGUCCUAGGUGGACUGGAUAUCGCUGGCAGAGUCGGAAAGCACAAGGCUCAAGUGACGAGGAAGAGGAAAGUGAAGAAGAUGACAGUGAUGAAGAUUACAAAGUUGAGAAGGAUAAGGAUAGAGGCAAAGAUGAUUCUGCUGAUGAAGAGGAAGAAACGCCAAAUGAUGAUCCUUGCAAGCAUUGUGGUCUCUCUAAUCACCCAGAACUGAUUCUACUCUGUGAUUCCUGUGAUAGUGGCUACCAUACUGCAUGCUUACGACCACCUCUGAUGAUUAUUCCAGAUGGAGAAUGGUUUUGUCCACCUUGUCAACAUAAACUUCUGUGUGAGAAACUGGAGCAGCAGCUACAGGACUUAGAUAUUGUUCUGAAGAAGAAAGAACGAGCAGAGCGGAGACGUGAACGCUUGGUGUACGUGGGUAUCAGCGUUGAAAACAUCAUCCCACCUCCCGUAAGUAACACGGACUUGGAUACUAAUGGCCGUAAAGCUUUUAGCCCACACACACUCAAGGAACCAGAAGUAGAAGAUUGGAGGGAAGAAAAGAAAAAAGAAUCUAAGAAAUGUAAAACUCUGGAAAGGAGGUCAACAAGAGCUAGAAAAUUUAUCAGCUACAGAUUUGAUGAAUUUGACGAGGCAAUUGAUGAAGCAAUAGAAGAAGAUAUCAAAGAAGCUGAAGGAGGAGGUGCCGGUCGUGGGAAGGAUAUGUCAAACAUUACAGGACACCGUGGAAAGGACAUUUCUACUAUUCUGAAGGAGGAAAGCAAAGAAAAUCAGCGGCCACAGCGGGCUGCAGCUCUACGAAGAAAGAAGCGCAGAAGGCUCAAUGAUCUCGAUAGUGACAGCACAGUGGACGAAGAUGAAAGUGAUGAGUUUCGGGUCAGUGAAAGUAGUGAAGAGGAAGAGUUUGUGGUAUCUGAGGAUGGCGAGAGUGAUGGCGACAUGCCCUCAAAUGAUGAUGACAGUGAUUUUGGGCUUCGUACUAGAAGGACCCGUCCAAGACAAGCAAAGGUCAGAAGGCCAAGCAGACAAUUACGACGAAGGCGGAGCAAAAGGGAACUCUCCGAUGAUGAUGAGGAUGAAGAAACAACAUCAGGAGGAGAAGAGGAGGAGGAAGAGGAAGACGACGAUGAUGAUGAAAUAACAGAGAGAUCAAGUGAGUACAGUGAUCAUGAUCUGGACCUCCGCAGGCGGCGGUCUUGUAGAAGCCAGAAAAAAGAAGUAAACUACUGUGAGACAUCAGAAACUGAAGGGUCCCAGAAGAGCUUUGGUAGCCGAAGGGACAAGGCACGAAUGCAUCGCCGAUUUAUUUCCAGCUCUGACAGUGAAGGGAGCUUCCGAACCAAAGAUUCAGAAGAAGAGAAUAUUGACUCAAGACAAUAUAGACCGCUACUAAAACAAAAAAGGAGGAAAACUGAUGAGGAGGAAGAGGAGGACAGACCUGUCCGCAAAAGGUUGAACCGAAUAGAGACUGAUGAGGAUGAGGAGGAUGGAGAGAAAGAAGCUUCCAAGAGAAAAAAAUCACCAAUAACAGCAAUCAUCAAGGUGGAAGAGGACCUUGUAGAUCGAGGGGAGUUACCUUUAGACUAUACCUUAGUAGAGCUACCAUCAACCAAUGGACAAAGCCCAGGAAAAAGUCUAGAAAGCUUGCUCCCCAGGCCUGGAACCACUUUAGGUGGUGUCUCAACUAGUGGUGCAUCUAAAAACAGUACCUUGGCUUGCAGCACAGCUUCAAAUCUAGCACCAAAUGGCACUGCCGGACAGGAAGCUCCUCCACAGGAUGAAGAUGAUGACGACCUUUUUGGAGUGACAGAUCUUGUAGACUAUGUUUGUAAUAGUGAACAGCUGUGAGAUAUUGGCUUUUCCCCUCCUCUUCCUCUUAUGUACUUCCAAAUUUAGGAGCUAAUUUAUUCCAUAGUAAUUGCUCCUUGGAAAGGAUUGGAGUAGUAGGGUGGAUUUUGGGCUUAAGGGUUAGGGAGGGUAGGUGGGUUUUUUCCACUUCUCUCUACAUAAAAAAUACCCAACUCUUUCAUUGAAUAGAUUCUUCACAUUCGUCACCCUUGCCCUCUCUCCUCAUAGAAAAGACUAAUUUGUUUUUUUUGGUUGCUGUAUUCCCCCCCACCCCCACCCCCCUUGGAACAAAGAUACUAUAGAUUCCCAUUGUUGUAUAUUCUUUCUCUUCCUUUCUCUCUGUCGUAUCUUCUUUAAAGGGUCUUUUUCACAGUCAGAAGAUUUGUAUAUUUUCUAAGAUAAAAUAUAUAUUUGGCACUAAAUGUGUGUGUUAAGGAAAAAAAUUAGCGCAAAUCAUUCCAGACUCCUUGGGACUUUUGGAAUUUUAUGAACGUGAUGAACAGGACACUGUGUGUUUUUAUUUGAUAGGUAUUUGUUUGACUUUUCAUUUCCAGACUUUUAUAACAUGUUAAAUAUUCUUAAUAAUUUUUACCCUAUUAAGCAGUGGGUACUUUGACAGUUUUGUUAAAAGGUCUACAUAGAUCUACAUUACACAAUUUAUCCCAGAUCCCAUUGCGGGUAUUUUCUUGAAUCCCUUUAAGUUUCCUCAUUUGAAGCUUGUGUGGUUCGCAUAUCUUUCAGAGCACCACCACUUAUACUAUCAAAUCCCCCCCAGAUACCAGAUCGAUUGUGUAUGUAUGCUGUUGGUAGUUAAAUGUUCCACUAAAAUGUGGACGCAGAAUUGCACUUAUUUGUACAUAAUUCAAAAAGUACAACAAAUCUUUGGUCAUAGUGAAUAAAUAUUUCUGAUCUGUUCCACAGUAAUCACUUUCCAGGCAUCCAACUGCAAUUUUCGUUCCACUCAGGCGUGAAAUUUUCUGAGUCUCUUUGACCAGGUCACAAGACAACAAUAGUUAUACAGGUGAAGAGCUACAAAGCUGCUUGUCAAUAUCAUUUUAUAUAAUUUUAUUAUUCCUAAAUCCCUCAUCUCCUUUUUAAAGAUUUAAUUUUACAUGUAUUACACAUUAUUUAUUUUAACACUAGAAAUUUGACUUAAAAACUAUUAGACUCACUUGAAGCAUUAGCAGUUAAAAAAUAAAAUUAAUUAUACUGUAUGCAUUUUUUGGUGCAAAGUAAGCAUCAAAUUUGAAGACAAACCCUUUUAGGCAAAUAAAAUACAAUCAAAUGACCACAAAUUCCAUUUUAACCUAGAACCUCAUUAUUGCUUAUCACAGCAUAGCGUUGUGGGAGCUUCAGUAUUCGGAUAGAACAGCCGGACAAUUUCUUGUAUAAAGUGGUACCUUGAAAAUGUAGUAUUAUGAGCGCUAGGUUUAUACAGAAACUGUAGUAGUAAGCUCUUAAUGGCCUGUAUCCUUUGUUUUGUUGUUUUGUUUAUUUUGUGUGGAUUUUCUGUGUGAGAGUGAAUGUGUGUUCUUAUUUUUAUUCAGUGCCAGUAAAAUUAAUCAUUUCAUUACAGGAAUAAGACUGCUGCUUCUUUUUUGGAAUAUUUAUAUUUGAACAUAUUCGUAUGUCUUUUAAAAUAAAAUGUUUAUAUUUCUAUUUUCCCUUUAAUAAAUGGAAACUCUUUCACUUAAAAGUAAAAUCAACUUUUAGACAUAUAAUAUAGACACCCCUUUUCUUAGCUAGAGUUAUAAAUUCCUUGAAAAUGGUUGUAUUUGCUAAUCUGAAACUGGAAGAGGUCAUUGAAUUAUUUGUUUUUGUUUAGUUUAUUUAAAAUUUAUUGAGUGGGUUUGGCAGUGUUGGGAGCAACCGAAAAAAUGCUAAAACAAAUCACAUAAGGGACUUGAUGAUGCUGACCCAUUCAAAUUGUAGUUGUUUCCAUCUCUUUUUAAAACUAUUUUCCUAAAAAGGAAUUUGUUUAAGAUAUCCUCUGAAUUUACCUUAAGAAUUGUUCUUGGAGACAGUUUAACUUAGCGAUUUGAGCAUUUUAAUGCACCUGCACAGAGCAUAAGCUACUGGUUUGGGCUGAAAGUAAUUUCUGUAAAUGUUAUGUAUAUGUAUUGCUUAUGAGGUAACAUAUAUAUGUUGAUUUUUUU